AUGUCUUCGAAACAAGAGAUUAACACUCCAUUAGCACCACAACCGGUGGGCACAUACUCCCAGGCCAUCAAAGCCGGCAAUAUUGUCUACCUCUCGGGACAGGUAGCCACGGAUGUGAAGGCGAAUAAGUUAGUGUUGGAACCGUUUGAAGCACAGGCAGACCAGGUGUUCAAGAAUCUGAAGACA
This is a messenger RNA of Oppiella nova, 186 nucleotides long. The record is from the annotation of a GenBank genome assembly. Lineage: Eukaryota; Metazoa; Arthropoda; Arachnida; Sarcoptiformes; Oppiidae.